GAUUCAGCAACUCGAUAGCUCGACCUGCCGCAGACUCACGUCUCUUCUGCAGUUUGAAGCCCGCUUUUACUUAGUUGACUAAAUUAAUAAACGGAGUAAGUUCAUCGCCGUCAAAAUAAUUGUCAUAAUGCCAGACGUUCUACUCUCAGAUACGAUAGCGAUGGAGUUAGGAGCUCAAGAGCCUUGGCCGCAGCCGAUAAAAUUGUAUCAGCCAUAUGAGGUCGAGCAAAUCCUGCUCCCUGACAAUGCAAACUGCCUGGCGGUCCAAGCGUACUUAAAAAUGUGCGGUCUGGAGUUCCAAAUUGAACCGAGAAGCAAUGCGGAGUACAUGUCUCCCUCAGGAAGAGUCCCUUUUAUUCAAUGUGGGGCUUUCCUUGUAUCGGAGUUCGACCCGAUCGUGUCUUUCAUCAGCAGCAAGGGUUCUAGUCUUUCUGGAGAGCUUGGGGCAACUGAUAAGGCUGACAUGCGAGCCUAUAUAUCGCUUGUUAAUAAUGUGCUAGUUAAUGCUGAACAGUAUGUUUGCUGGGUAGAUCAGGCAACCUUGAUUUCAGUCACCAAGCCCAGGCACGGCAGUGUCUAUCCUUGGCCUCUCAAUCAUCUUCUUAACUGGCAAAAGCAAAAUCAGAUUACAAAGAAACUGAAUGUCUUGGGCUGGUACAAUAAAAGUCUUGACGAGGUAUUCGGUGAGGUCAAAAACUGCUGCACAGCACUUGCCGAAAGGCUUGAAGGAAAAACUUACUUCUUUGGUGAUGAAUCUCGAAAUUAUAGCAGUCCAAAUGAACUGGAUGCUCUGGCCUUUGGACACAUCUUCACCAUCCUUACGACACCACUGCCUAACAAUUCAUUGGCUAACAUCGUCAAGAGCUAUCCGACCUUGGUCAACUUGUGUAAGCGAAUCGAGGCCAGGUACUUCCAACGCACAGAGGACGACUAAAUUCAGUCAAUCAAGCCUCAUGAGAUGGGUGGCCUGUUGUAAUCCUCAAGACUAAAAUCUCCCCUACUCUUGAAAAUUGAGAGAUGGAAGAUAAGUUGAAUGAAAAUGAAACAAAAAGUCAGGAUUUCUCUGCUGAAACAGAACAAAAAUCAAUCCCUGGUUGUAAGAAAUCCGUUUUACCGGUUUUCAUUCGCAUUUCAGAAUUAAUUUUUUCAAAAUUAAUAAAGUUGCAGUUAGAUUAAAACGGGCCACACUGUAAAUUAGUGAAUUUGGUUAUAGUGUACUAUAACCACACUGGCAAACGCUGCGAAGAAAUAUUGUUCAAAUAUAGUGGAAAGAUUCGUGAAAAUGUCUGAGAAGCAAUUUAACAUAAAGUUAAUCCUCUCUGCAUUUAUGCAAUUCAAGGUACAUUUUACCGAUCGAAAUUUGUUCAUUUUGCACGGUUGGUUAAAUUUCUCAUUUUCUCCGACCAUAGAAUGAACGUUGAUCGGUCAAAUGCACCCUGAAUUGCAUAAAUGCAGGCGGAUUCAUCCUGGGUUAAAUUUCCCAUGAAACAUUUUUAUGAAUUCUCCCAGUAUGAUAGAUUUGUAUAUAGUAGGUACAAUAGUACAGGGCUACUCCAAGACUAUUUUCUUUCUAGUUGGGAUAACCUUGAAAUAAGUAAUCGACGCUGUGCAUUUGUAAUUAUUGAUUAGUCAUCAUCCUGAUAUAAGUAGUGCUGUUUGAUUAUUAUAAUUACCAUAUAGUUUGUACAAAUCGUUAUUACGAGACUACGUCUGUUACCUUUAUUUAUUUUUUUAGAGUGAGAAUCUUUUUUUUAAUUAUUUUCCGUUUUGCUUAUCGAUUUGUUUGUCAACUGUUACUGUUUCCUGACAUCUUGAAUGGAAACCCGCCGUACGAUAUACAUGAAUUAUAUAUAAUUAAAAAAAAAAUCGGUGCCUGAGAUUGCAGAAAUGGUAUCAACGUCAACUUGAUAACAAUGUAUAGAUAUGCCAAUAAACAGCCAAAUAUCAAACGAA
Molecule: messenger RNA, 1953 nt
Organism: Neodiprion fabricii
Lineage: Eukaryota; Metazoa; Arthropoda; Insecta; Hymenoptera; Diprionidae
Product: metaxin-2
Exons: 3
Coding region: 128-934 (268 amino acids)
Biological process (GO): mitochondrion organization
Cellular component (GO): SAM complex
Source: RefSeq, a predicted model, not a curated record